UCUGCCCGGAAUUCCCACUUAUUAUCUGCUUUGUUACUUCGGCACAUACACUCUGUCUGGAUCGGGAGCUGGAAGCGGACUCCUGUCCGGCUGUUCGAUGUUGCUGUGGACCAAAGUGAUGCUGUACACCGAGCUCAAAUCCAGGGUCGAUAUUUUCCAACAUCUUCACAAUCUAUCACUUAGGUGGCAUCUUGGUAGGAAAACAGGAGAAGUUCUGGGGGUGAUUGACAGGGGCAAGUCGGGUCUAUCACUGCUGCUGAACUAUCUACUGUUCAACAUUGUUCCCGGGUUCGUGGACAUAGUGGUGGCGAUAGUGUACUUUGCAGUCGCCUUCAAUAUCAAGUUCGGCCUUAUUGUAUCGACAUGUCUAGUCACUUAUAUUGUUGCUACUGUUCUCAUUUCUAAUUGGCUCAUCCAAUUCAGAAGGCAGAUGAAUAAGUUGGACAAUCAAAGCAGGACAAUGGCUGUGGAUUCGCUGAUCAACUUCGAGACGGUUAAGUACCACGGAAUGGAGCAGUUCGAAGUUGACAGGUAUAGAAUGUCCAUGAAUGCAUACCAGAAGGUCCGGUGGAAGAUGUUCGCGUCUCUUCAGCUGCUCAACCUAAUCCAGAUCAUCAUCCUAAACUGCAGCCUCUUAGCAGGUGGAUUCCUAUGCGCGUAUUAUGUGGUCCAUGAGCAGCAAAAUGUGGGCAGUUUUGUGCUCUACACGAGCUAUGUGAUCCAGGUGUAUGGACCUCUGAGUGACCUUGGAUUGAACUACAGACAAAUCCAACAGACGUUCAUUGACCUCGAGAACCUGCUUGACCUAUUCCGAGUGGAGGUGGAGGUCAAGGACACCAAAGGGGCAAUGGCCUUGAACAUCAGCAAUGGCGGGGGAGUAGGAGGAGGCGAGAUAGUGUUUGAUCGAGUGUGCUUCCACUACCGACCGGACAGACCUCUUUUGAAAGACAUAUCAUUCAAGGUGUCAUCUGGCCAGACAGUGGCGGUAGUGGGCCCGUCUGGGUCUGGGAAGAGCACUUUGAUCCGGCUGUUAUUCCGCUUCUACGACAUACAAGGGGGGAGCAUCUCCAUAGACGGGCAGGACAUCUCAACUGUCUCUCAACAGAGUCUCCGCAAGAUCAUCGGAGGUCCCCAGGACACCGUGCUUUUUAGUGAGACCAUCCGAUAUAAUCGCUACGGAAAAAUUGACGCUACUGACGAGGAGAUCAAGAAGGCGGCCACGAGAGCAGACAUCCACGAGAAAAUCCUGUCAUUCCCGGACGGGUACGAGAACCGAGUGGGGGAGAGGGGACUGAAGCUGAGUGGGGGAGAGAAGCAGCGGGUGGCCAUUGCCAGGACUGUCCUCAAGGCUCCCAAAAUCAUCUUGUUGGAUGAGGCAACUUCUUCCCUGGACACACAGACCGAGAGGAACAUCCAGAGUGCACUUGAUGACGUCAGCAAAGACAGGACUACUCUGGUAGUGGCCCACAGACUGUCCACUGUGGUCAAUGCGGACAUGAUCAUGGUCCUCAAGGAUGGGGUCAUAGUCGAGAGAGGGACUCACCAGGAGCUCAUAGGCACUACUGGAAGUGUCUAUUCUGAGAUGUGGAACCAACAAGCUAGCGCUGACGAGGACCAGAAACUGUGAACACUGUGAACUAAUUUUAAUCGUUGAAAGAAAACCUAGCGAAUCUUG
Messenger RNA from Symsagittifera roscoffensis, 1675 nucleotides. Its product is annotated as ATP-binding cassette sub-family B member 6-like. Gene Ontology annotation, molecular function: heme binding; ATP binding; ATP hydrolysis activity. NCBI's taxonomy places the organism in Eukaryota, Metazoa, Xenacoelomorpha, Acoela, Convolutidae. The record is from RefSeq and is a predicted model, not a curated record. Gene Ontology annotation, biological process: transmembrane transport; heme transport. Gene Ontology annotation, cellular component: vacuolar membrane.